Molecule: messenger RNA, 2328 nt
Organism: Electrophorus electricus (electric eel)
Lineage: Eukaryota; Metazoa; Chordata; Actinopteri; Gymnotiformes; Gymnotidae
Source: RefSeq, a predicted model, not a curated record
CAGGGAAGGACAGAGCAGACGCUUGUACUGGUGGAAUGCAAGCGAGGGGCAAAAUCAGCCCAAGUGAUUACUGAGGGAGGGUGAAUGUUGGUACAAGACACGGAAAUGGCUUCUAAAGAUAUCUCUGCUUCAUGUUUCGUCAGUGUAUCCAGAGACCUUACAGACAGUGUCAGGAAGUUAAUUGACAAGUCUGCUAUCAAGUUUGUUCGAGGGGUCAAGUUUGAAACCAAAAAUGGAAAGGCAGAGGACAGGAUACUGGUGCUUACUACAUGGAGACUCUACCUUAUGGCUGCAAAGGUGCCAACUAAGGUGGAGGCCACUUUUAACUUCUUGGAGAUCCGAGCCAUGAACACACAAUCAGAGGUGCAGGUUGUCAUAGAAACCGACAAGGCUACCUAUUCCCUCAGGCUGCAGACACGUGACCACCUUGAUCAUGUGAUCAACCACAUCAACUUCUCGCUCUCUCGAAUAUUCAACAACUCUGUGUUUGCACCUUCCCUCUGCCACUCAGACAGUGAAUUGUCCGACGGAAGCAAGAAGUAUUCCCCCAGCUCUGACACCUCAGUGGAGACGCAGAGAGCUUGUGGUGGUUUCUCAGAGACGUAUGCUGCACUCUGUGAUUACAAUGGCAUCAGCUGCAAAGAAGAAGUGCAGUGGGAUGUAGAUACUAUCUAUCAUUCUCAAGACAACCGUGAGUUCAACCUACUGGACUUCAGUCACCUGGAGAGCAGAGACCUCGCAGUAAUUGUUGCAUCCAUGGCCUAUAACACAUGGUUCACCAAGCUCUACUGCAAAGACCUGCGCAUCGGGUCAGAGGUCACCGAGCAGGUCUUGCACACGCUCAGUAAGUCGUCCAGUCUGGAAGAGAUCACACUGGAGAACACAGGACUCAAAUCUGACUUUCCUCAGAAGCUGUCAGUUGCACUAUCAGACAAUCCCGCAUCAGUAAUCCACUCUCUUAACCUGGCACAUAACACACUGGACAACCAAGGUGUGUGUAAUCUGAUACAGCAGGUGUGUCGGCUGAGUAAAGGCCUCCGUGUCCUUAAUCUGUCCAAAACUUCACUCUCUUCUAAAGGUGUGGUCUCUCUCUCUCAGGCUCUUUGCUCUAAUGAUGAUUACUCAAAUUCACUCCUUCAUCUGGAUCUAAGCAAGAAUCCUGGCAUACUCUCAGGAGAGGAUGCAACGCAUCUGCACAUGUUCCUGUCCCAGCCCAACUGCCUGGUGCAUUUGGACCUGUCAGCCACAGACUGCUGUGUAGGCUCUCUGUUUGGGGCUCUGCUCAGGGGAUGCUGUGCUGACCUCUCUUAUCUCAACCUCUCCAAAAACUCCUUUUCUCACAGGAAAGUGAAAGAGAGCCUGCCAUUGUUCCGCCAGUUCUUCAACUCGGCGUUCAGUCUCAUGCACGUCAGCCUGGCAUCCACAAAGCUUCCCCCAGAUGCGCUCAGGAAUCUGUUCUUAGGUCUGACCAACAACCCUCACAUCAAUGACAUGCACCUCGAUAUCAGUGGCUGUGAGCUGAGAUCAGCAGGUGCUGCUGUAAUACAGGAACUCUUUCCCCGUGUCACCUCUAUCGCCACGUUGGACAUCUCAGACAAUGGGUUUGAUGCAGAUCUGCUCAGUGUGUUGCCGGCUCUGUCCAGACAUCCCUCACUCAAGCACCUUCAUCUUGGCAAAAACUUUAAUGUCAAAAGCAGACUGUUGGAUGAUGUUCUGCAGAAGCUUGUCCAGCUCAUACAAGAAGAAGAGUGUGUACUGCAGUCUCUCUCCCUGGUGGACUCUCGGCUGCGCUCACGGGGCACGGUCCUGGUGAAUGCACUGGGCAGCAACGCUUGCCUCAGGAAGGUGGACCUCAGCGGAAACGGCCUGGACGACAUCGGUGCCAAGAUGCUCAGCAAAGCGUUGCAGAUCAACACCACACUGAGGAGUGUGACAUGGGACCGCAACAGCACCACAGCUACAGGACUGAUGGACGUGGCACGAGCCCUGGAACAUAAUUUCACUUUGCAGUAUAUGCCCAUCCCACUGAGUGAUGUCACGCAGGCAUACCGCAUAGCUCCAGAAAAGACGGAGCAGGCGCUCACCAAGAUUCAGCGUGCUUUGCUGAGGAACAACCAAACCCAGCGUUUCUCACAGAGACAAGCACUGCGUCUGCACCAAGGCCUGGUAACCAGCACUGCUGAACAGGUGAUGGAGCGCUUGUGUGUGCGGGUGCAGCAGCAGGUAUGUGUUCUACGUGGUGUGGCAGAGGUUGAGGACCUUCAAGCAGCAAAACAGGUUCUGAAGGAGGCCCGUAACUCUCGCGCGGUGAGUAGGGUGACAUUCUGA